This is a messenger RNA of Pygocentrus nattereri (red-bellied piranha), 1023 nucleotides long. RefSeq names its product trace amine-associated receptor 6-like. The transcript has a single exon. Gene Ontology annotation, molecular function: trace-amine receptor activity. The record is from RefSeq and is a predicted model, not a curated record. Gene Ontology annotation, cellular component: membrane. Gene Ontology annotation, biological process: G protein-coupled receptor signaling pathway. NCBI's taxonomy places the organism in Eukaryota, Metazoa, Chordata, Actinopteri, Characiformes, Serrasalmidae. Bases 1 to 1023 code for a protein of 340 amino acids.
AUGGAGGACACAGACUACAGGCAGAAUAUCACAGUUCAGUACUGCUUUCCUGAUAACAACUCAUCUUGCAGAAAGGAGGUGCGAACAGGUCCUGCUUAUAUAUUUCUGUCCUUUUUUCUCUCAUGUGUUUCUGUGUUCACUGUGUUUCUGAACCUGCUGGUGAUCAUUUCCAUCUCUCACUUCAAGCAGCUCCACACUCCCACCAACCUGCUCAUCCUCUCUCUGGCUGUAGUGGAUCUACUUGUGGGGCUGAUUGUUAUGCCUGAAAAAAUAAUGGAAUUUAUUGACUCUUGUUGGUAUCUUGGAAAACUGGGAUGCACUAUUCUAUUGGUGAUCAAUGCUGUCUUAGUGUCAGUGUCGCUCUGUAACCUGGUUUUUAUUGCAGUUGAUCGCUACAUCGCCGUCACUGACCCUCUGCUUUAUUCCACAAACAUCACAGUGUGUAAAAUGUCUAUGAUGAUAAUUCUGGGCUGGUCUUUCUGUCUGCUGUAUGUUAUCAUGUAUUUUUACUUUAACGACAACCUCCUUCCAUCUCAGGUCUCCACCAGAUGCUAUGGAGAGUGUGUAGUGGUUAUAAAACUCUCCUGGUUGAUUGUUGACCUUGUAGUUUUUUUCCUAACCCCUUGCUCUGUUAUACUGGUCUUGUAUUCAAUCAUUUUUAAUGUGGCCAGACAUCAAGCUAGAGCUGUUAGAGCUGUGAGGAAUGGAGCCUCAAAGAAACACGGAGCCACACUUUCAAAUUCUUCUGAAAACAAAGCGGUGAAAACAUUAGGAAUCGUCGUUUUUGUUUAUCUUGCUUGCUGGAUACCGUUUUAUGUGAGUUCUCUGUCAGUUGAAAGUAUCACAUCUUUGUGGAUGGUGUGGACUGUUUUAGCAUGGCUACUGUACCUUAAUUCCUCUGUGAAUCCACUGAUUUAUGCCAUUUUUUAUCCGUGGUUCAGAGAAUCAGCUAAGUAUAUUUUAUCAUGUAGAAUAUUUGAAUCCUCAUCUUCAAGGUUAAAUUUGGUUCCAGAUCAUUUUUAA